AUAUAUAUAUGAUUAAGUGAUUGGAGAGAGAGAGAGAGAGAGAGAGAGAGAAGGGAUGGAAGCAGAAGAAGAAGGUGGGGUGAGUUCAAAGGUGUUGAAGGUGGAUUCAGAGGAAGCAUGGGAUUCCUUCAUCACCCAAGCAAAUACCCAAGGAAUUCCAGUAUUUGUCCACUUCACAGCUGCAUGGUGUGUUCCAUCCAUUGCCAUGAAUGCCUUCUUUGAAGAAUUGGCUAUCAAGUACCAAAACAUCAUCAUGUUUCUCUUGGUAGAUGUUGAUGAUGUUAAGAGAGUUGCUAAGAAGAUGGAGGUGAAGGCCAUGCCCACAUUUGUGUUGAUAAAAGAUGGGAAAGUAGUUGAUAGGAUGGUUGGAGCCAACCCUGAAGAGAUUAACAAGAGGAUUGCAUGCCUUUCUUCAACCCCUUAAUCAACUCAAUUCUGAAUAAAAACUUUAUUAUUAUUAUUAUUAUUAUUACAUGAACUCUUUUUGUCCAGGAAAAACUUUAUAUGGUAAUUAUAUAGUGUUAAUAGUGUUUGUUUUUUUUUAAAUGUAUAUAUAUGACUACCAAUAUAUAAGCAAUUUGAGCUA
Molecule: messenger RNA, 586 nt
Organism: Dioscorea cayenensis subsp. rotundata (Guinea yam)
Lineage: Eukaryota; Viridiplantae; Streptophyta; Magnoliopsida; Dioscoreales; Dioscoreaceae
Product: thioredoxin-like protein CXXS1
Exons: 3
Coding region: 56-424 (122 amino acids)
Source: RefSeq, a predicted model, not a curated record